This is a messenger RNA of Esox lucius (northern pike), 3744 nucleotides long. It is a transcript of the gene tacr3a, whose product is annotated as tachykinin receptor 3a. NCBI's taxonomy places the organism in Eukaryota, Metazoa, Chordata, Actinopteri, Esociformes, Esocidae. The transcript is spliced from 5 exons. The record is from RefSeq and is a predicted model, not a curated record. Gene Ontology annotation, cellular component: plasma membrane; sperm midpiece. Gene Ontology annotation, biological process: positive regulation of flagellated sperm motility; G protein-coupled receptor signaling pathway. The coding region runs from base 369 to 1586 and encodes 405 amino acids. Gene Ontology annotation, molecular function: tachykinin receptor activity.
CACACCCUGUACAGCAUUUUCUGGCAACCUCCGCUGUACCAUCGUGCUGGUAUUCAACAGGAGACAAGUGAUGAGUACGGUCGAAAACUUCACUGUACUAUUUCGCAUCUUGCUUUCUUCACUCAACUUAAGACAUGUAAUUAAAACACACAUUCUAAAUGGGAUGCGCUUAGGUUAGCCUCCUCCAGUGGAACCGAAGAUGACAAGCUGUUUUAUUCUAAGUUCAAAGGAUUUUUCUGACGAAUUGCGCUGAGGAGAGGUGCAUUGCGCGGAGCCGCAGAGAGACUGUAGGCCUAUGUUUCUCUAAACAUUUCAAGGACAGACAAAAAAUAAGAUUUUUACGGUGGCAAGUGGACAUUUAAGUUAGAAUGGCAGCAACAGCGCUCAAUGGAUCGAAUAUAACUGUGGGUAACUUGAAUCAGUUUGUUCAGCCACCGUGGCGUAUCGCCCUGUGGUCUGUUGCGUACAGCUUUGUGUUGGCUGUGGCGGUGUUCGGAAACGUUAUUGUUAUAUGGAUAAUUCUCGCCCACAAGCGAAUGCGGACAGUAACCAACUAUUUUCUUUUGAACUUGGCGUUUUCAGACGCAUCUAUGGCUGCCUUCAACACUUUAAUUAAUUUCAUAUACGCUUCACACGGAGACUGGUACUUUGGAGAAGCAUAUUGCAGGUUUCACAACUUUUUCCCUGUCACCUCUGUUUUUGCAAGCAUUUAUUCGAUGACCGCAAUUGCCGUUGAUAGGUACAUGGCUAUCAUCCAUCCCCUGAAGCCCCGUCUGUCUGCCACAGUUACUAAGGUGAUGAUCCUGUGUAUCUGGGCUAUGGCUGUGGUGCUGGCUUUCCCCCUCUGCUUCUACUCCUCCAUUCGUGUCCUUCCCAAGCGGACCAUCUGCUUCGUAGUCUGGCCCCGCAGAGAAUAUGACUCGUUCAUGUAUCAUAUCAUUGUGAUGGUGUUGGUCUACCUGUUGCCCCUGUUAGUAAUGGGCAUCACCUACACCAUCAUGGGCUUGACACUGUGGGGAGGCGAGAUCCCAGGGAAUUCUUCAGACAAUUACCAUGGCCAGCUCCAGGCUAAGAGGAAGGUGGUUAAGAUGAUGAUCAUCGUGGUGGUGACCUUCGCUCUCUGCUGGCUGCCGUACCAUGUUUACUUCAUCGUGACCGGCCUCAUCAAGGCCCUGAAUAAGUGGAAGUCCAUCCAGCAGGUCUACCUGUCGGUGAUGUGGUUGGCCAUGAGUUCCACUAUGUACAACCCCAUCAUCUACUGUUGCCUUAACAGCAGGUUCCGGGCCGGCUUCAAGCGUGCCUUCCGCUGGUGCCCGUUCAUCCAGGUGUCCAGCGAUGAUGAGCUUGAGCUGAGGGUCACGCGCCUCCACCCGACACGCCAGAGCAGCAUGUACACGCUGUCCCGCAUGGACACCACUGUGGUAGUUGUCUAUGACCCAGUGGAUGGAGCAGCAGGCAGCCACAGCCAGGCCUGGAAGAAGAGCUAUGCCGAUGCCAGAGUGGAAAACGGGCUGGGUAGCAAUGCGAACGGGGCCAGGGCUAAGGCAGGCAUCGCCCCAAGCGCUGAGGCUGAGGACUUCUCAUAGAAGGACACAGGGAACCAAAUACACAGAGAUAUGUUCACACACAGGCAUGUAUAGAGUAGUAUCGUGUAUAUAGCCUGCAUUCAACAUUAAGAGACAGUAAAACAACACAAACAAACAUAGAACACAUACUCCCAUGGUCAACACUAACACUACACACACACUUUCACAGCAGUUAAGAGGUCUCUUAGGAGGUUGUGAAGGGCAUAAAACAUUACUGGCUGAUUUGUCUCUGUAUGAACUUUUCUCACUGAAUGAUCAUUUCUCAUCUUGCAUCCAUACACAGACAACUGCAGAAGGCUUACGUUUAGAAAGUAAUGGAUUGGCCUCCUAUAUACCCCUGUAUAAAAACACACAUUUUAUUAGUGAACGUUCCUUGCUUUGGUCUUCUGCCAACAGAGCUAUGAAAAGGACAUUGGGAUUUUGCUGGUAGACAGCUUUCUGUGUUAGUUUACGGGUCACGUGCACGUAUAAUGUGACACAUUCUUAUUCGUUUCAGGUUUACAGAUGGCAUAUCUUAAUUCGAUCCAGUUCGCAAUUGUGGCAAUAGGACGUGAAUGUUUAUGUGGAAUACAAAUAGUUUUUUUUUUUCUUUCAUCAGAGCAAAUCCAGUCAGAUGUUGUGAAGUUAAAAGACUUUUAAACCUAAAGUAUAUCACUAUCUAGCAUUUCUUAUUGUGCAGGAAAGUGUACUCCCUGUAACAGGAUGAUAAUUGUAAAAUACAGGAUCGAUAUUAGAUGUUAAAAUAUAUUUUAAAGGCUACAAUCUGCCCACACUUGAUGUUGCUCCACAUGGGUUUGGGUAAACUUGUAACUUGUAUACAGUACAUUUAGUUGCUGCAAUUUUGAAGCAUUGAGUUUUAGCUGGUCUUAUACAACAUGCUGUGGGUCCCAAGUAUAAAAAAACGAAAAAGAUAUGGACACUUCAUAUUGCAUACAGGUCUUUUAAAGCCCUACAUACAUGCUGCAAGGUAUUUUAGUUAUGCCAUGUAAUGAAUGGCCAACCAUCCAUCCAUCCUGUCAUUAUGCCCUAGUUGUCACCUCAACAACGACCUUAGCGAUUUCCAAUGGAAAACACUGUUGAUUGAACUUGUCGGUCAAAAAUAGCUUUGUUAAUUAGGUUUUGGUGGCAUGCCAAGAGUGCAGUAUGUCUGGCGCCCCACAGAAGUGCAGUUUGAUUACCAAAUGGUCUCUCACGUGGCCCAUUUUUCUUUUUCCCUAAAGUCGUGUGCUUGUUCUCGCAGAUCCGGAAUUACUGAAAUGUUACUGAAAAGAGUAAUGUUAGGGUCAAAUGAAGUGUUUGGGUUUGGUGAAAAUAGGGUUUUUAAUGUAAAUACGUUGUUACUAAUGAAAAUUAAACCAGUAGCAGUGCACUACUAGGUUGCAAGUGUGUGAAUGCGUGCACAUUCCUCUGUUGGCUCACCAAAGCAGCAUCAUUGAUCUGAAUCCAGAAUUUGAAUGUUACUGCUGAUUUAUUGUAGGUUUGCACGCUUUUCUAUGUUUGGUGGUUCUGUGGCCGGGGUUUAAGUAGGUAGCCUUGAAAUAAGAAAACAAAAGCAUGAAAAGCAUGAAAAAUCUAUGGAAUGGAUAUGAGAGAUAAAAUGUGCUACUACGUUAUUUUUUUUGGCAUUCCCUUUACAACUGACAAGUGCGUUGCCUCUGCACAGUGCUACAAAAAGUAUAGUACUGUCACUGAACAAAAUUGCCACAGGGCAGUGUUUAUACAGUCAGAUUGUUGAAGUGUGUGUGUGUGUGUGUGUGUGUGAGUGAGGGUGUGUGUGUGUGAAAGUGAGGGAGGGAGAGAGUGUGCGUGUGUGUGUGUGUUUAUAUGAUCAUAUUGUUUAAAAUGUAGAUGACAGGGAAUCCAUUUAGGUAAUCAACUUGACUGUUUCCAUUCUAGAGGGUUGGGAUCUUUUUCGACUGUAAGCAAGGGGAGGUAUCCCCUUACUCAUCCCCUUCCUGGGGUGUUUGUGUGUGUACAGAUUUUCCCAAAAUGUAACAUUUUCUUCGUUCUCUUUUAGAUUAAAACAAAGAAAUUGUAACAUUGUGGGGUAUAGGUUCAGAGUAGAUGUUACAAUUGGGGUUGGUUAGAUCUAUAGGGUUAGUUUUUUUAGGUAAUUUAUUUUGUUGAGAAUGAAGAUAAUGUUGUCUUAUACCAUAAG